This is a messenger RNA of Miscanthus lutarioriparius, 2757 nucleotides long. The record is from the annotation of a GenBank genome assembly. Lineage: Eukaryota; Viridiplantae; Streptophyta; Magnoliopsida; Poales; Poaceae.
AUGACGAUGGUAGUGUCAGCUAUCAUGAGAGGAAUGGAGGAUAUGAUGGGCGUCACUCUUGAGGAAUUAGCAACCAUGCUGUUGAGAGUUUUCGGUUGCACUGCUUAUGCUCAUGUUGAUAAUGGAAAGCUAGAACCAAGAGCAAUUAAGUGUAUGUUUCUUGGUUAUGGUUAUGGAGUUAAAGGAUAUAAGUUAUGGAAUCCUAAAACUAAAAAGAUUUUCAUGAGCAGGAGCGUUGUUUUCAAAGAAUCUGUUAUGUUUAAUGACAGCUUAUCCAUAGAUGUUUCUCCAGUUGGUUCUGAUGAGGAGCAGCAACAUGUUAGCGUGCAGGUGGAGCACGUAGAUGAUCAGGAAACUGAAAUUGUUGAUAACAAUGUUCAUGAUAUUGUUCAGCACUCACCUCCUGUUUUGCAGCCUCAAAAUCAGUCUAUUGUAGAUCGCAGAACAAAGAGGAAUUGUGGACCUCAUCCAUGUUUAAUUGAGGAAUGUGAUAUGGUUCAUUAUGCCUUUAGUUGUGCUGAACAGGUGGAGAACAUUCAUGAGCCGGCUACGUACACUGAAGUUGUUGUUUCUGGUGACCGCGAGAAGUGGAUUUCUGCUAUGCAAGAGGAGAUGCAGUCACUCGAGAAAAAUGGCACAUGGGAUGUUGUUCGCUUGCCCAAGCAAAAGAAGGCCGUUCGUUGCAAAUGGAUCUUCAAGAGAAAGGAGGGUUUAUCUCCCAGUGAGCCUCCAAGACUUAAAGCAAGCUUAUCCAUAGAUGUUUCUCCAGUUGGUUCUGAUGAGGAGCAGCAACAUGUUAGCGUGCAGGUGGAGCACGUAGAUGAUCAGGAAACUGAAAUUGUUGAUAACAAUGUUCAUGAUAUUGUUCAGCACUCACCUCCUGUUUUGCAGCCUCAAAAUCAGUCUAUUGUAGAUCGCAGAACAAAGAGGAAUUGUGGACCUCAUCCAUGUUUAAUUGAGGAAUGUGAUAUGGUUCAUUAUGCCUUUAGUUGUGCUGAACAGGUGGAGAACAUUCAUGAGCCGGCUACGUACACUGAAGUUGUUGUUUCUGGUGACCGCGAGAAGUGGAUUUCUGCUAUGCAAGAGGAGAUGCAGUCACUCGAGAAAAAUGGCACAUGGGAUGUUGUUCGCUUGCCCAAGCAAAAGAAGGCCGUUCGUUGCAAAUGGAUCUUCAAGAGAAAGGAGGGUUUAUCUCCUAGUGAGCCUCCAAGACUUAAGGCAAGUCAGCAAAGUUAUAUUAAGAAAGUUCUUCAUCGUUUCUACAUGCAUGAUGCAAAGUCUGUUAGUACUCCUAUUGCUCCUCAUUUUAAAUUAUCAGCUUUACAAUGUGCUAGUACGGAUGAUGAUUUUGAGUACAUGUCAAGAGUUCCAUAUUCUAGUGCUGUUGGUUCUUUGAUGUAUGCCAUGGUUUGCUCUCAUCCUGAUUUAUCAUAUGCUAUGAGUUUGGUUAGUAGAUACAUGGCUAAUCUUGGUAAAGAACAUUGGAAGGCUGUUCAGUGGAUUUUCAGGUACCUUCGUGGCACAACAAAUGCCUGUUUGAAGUUUGGCAAGACUGAUAAGGGACUCACUAGCUACGUGGAUUCAGAUUUUGCUGUCGAUUUGGAUAAGAGGAGAUCUCUCACAGGUUAUGUGUUCACUAUUGGUGGUUGUGUUUUGAGAGUUUUCGGUUGCACUGCUUAUGCUCAUGUUGAUAAUGGAAAGCUAGAACCUAGAGCAAUUAAGUGUAUGUUUCUUGGUUAUGGUUAUGGAGUUAAAGGAUAUAAGUUAUGGAAUCCUAAAACUAAAAAGAUUUUCAUGAGCAGGAGCGUUGUUUUCAAAGAAUCUGUUAUGUUUAAUGACAGCUUAUCCAUAGAUGUUUCUCCAGUUGGUUCUGAUGAGGAGCAGCAACAUGUUAGCGUGCAGGUGGAGCACGUAGAUGAUCAGGAAACUGAAAUUGUUGAUAACAAUGUUCAUGAUAUUGUUCAGCACUCACCUCCUGUUUUGCAGCCUCAAAAUCAGUCUAUUGUAGAUCGCAGAACAAAGAGGAAUUGUGGACCUCAUCCAUGUUUAAUUGAGGAAUGUGAUAUGGUUCAUUAUGCCUUUAGUUGUGCUGAACAGGUGGAGAACAUUCAUGAGCCGGCUACGUACACUGAAGUUGUUGUUUCUGGUGACCGCGAGAAGUGGAUUUCUGCUAUGCAAGAGGAGAUGCAGUCACUCGAGAAAAAUGGCACAUGGGAUGUUGUUCGCUUGCCCAAGCAAAAGAAGGCCGUUCGUUGCAAAUGGAUCUUCAAGAGAAAGGAGGGUUUAUCUCCCACUUUACAAUGUGCUAGUACGGAUGAUGAUUUUGAGUACAUGUCAAGAGUUCCAUAUUCUAGUGCUGUUGGUUCUUUGAUGUAUGCCAUGGUUUGCUCUCAUCCUGAUUUAUCAUAUGCUAUGAGUUUGGUUAGUAGAUACAUGGCUAAUCUUGGUAAAGAACAUUGGAAGGCUGUUCAGUGGAUUUUCAGGUACCUUCGUGGCACAACAAAUGCCUGUUUGAAGUUUGGCAAGACUGAUAAGGGACUCACUAGCUACGUGGAUUCAGAUUUUGCUGUCGAUUUGGAUAAGAGGAGAUCUCUCACAGGUUAUGUGUUCACUAUUGGUGGUUGUGUUGCUGGCGCAGAGCUACGGGGAGGCAUUGAAGCAGGGCAGCAACGUCAGGCAGGAGAGGCGGCGUAUCCAGCACGGAACGGCGUGGGUGAGCGCACCGGCUGUGAGGACGUAGAUGACGAGGGUAGAUAA